UCAUUCAGGCAGAAUAUUGUGAUAACCUGGAUUACCGACCGCAUACCGACGAACAGAUUCAGCGUUAGGAGUUUAGAUUUAACAAGUCUUUAGAACACCAUAUCAUCCCGAACUUUCUCAGGUACUCAUAAUAUUAUGUUGUUGAUCUAUUAACUAUUAAGAUGUUUUUCUUUGGUAGUUUUGUUUGAUGGGUAUUACUUUAAUUGCUUGAAUUUGAACUUUUGAAGCUCCUAUGUAUAUUACCAUAUUUAUCUCCCUUUCCUCAGCCAUUUUGAUUAUCUCUGAUGUUUUUUCUUAAGCCUGCCACUGUAUUGUUGCUGAAAUUUCUGCUAGAACAAGUUUUCUCUUCAAAUUUGUACUCAUAGACUGAACCCUGAAGACAACAUCUCAAAUGAUUGAAAUUUCUCUGCUCUCUAGUUUCACUUGCUUUUUCAGUUUUUUUGGGCCAGAAUCAAGCUAAAACCUUUUUUUUUUUUUUUACUUUAUGUUGAUGCAUUAAUUAAACGUUGUCUAGGAUUAUCUGACCUUUGUUAUGAGCCUGGGUAAAGUGUAAUAUUACCAUAUAAUUAUUUACUUCAUUCAUCUCUUUCUAGUUAUAUAAUUGUAUCCAUGUUUUGCUUAUUCUUUGUCUGGUACAUUUGGUAUUGCUUAUACUUCCAUUCUUCAGAUUUCGAAAUGGAAAGUGUGGAAGGUGUAGAGAAAAGAGUGUCUAAUAAUAUGGCAGACGAAAUAAAGGAAAGUCGUGAUGAAAUGCUUUCUCGGCACAGGAAGGAGAUCUCGAAACUGCAGGACAAAGAAAUAGCAAUGAAGAAGGGGGCAGCUAAGGGCAGUAAGGCUGAACAGAAAGCCAAGAAGAAGCAAGUGGAGGAAGAGAUUUCUCAGCUAAUGGAAAAUCUUAAACAACAACAGUCAAACGAGUUAGCUUCUCUAGGAUUUGGAGACAGCAAAGGAAACGAGAAGAAAAAUGUGGACAAUUUGGUGAAGGCCAUAGCCGGGGUUUCCCUAACUCCACAAAUAGACCAUGGUAGUAAGCCCAGCAAAGGCAUGAAAAGACGGGAGAAGAAAGCACAACAAGAAGCAGCAAGAGAACAGAGAAUACAAGAAGAACAGAGCAACAUUGUCAGUGAAAGAACUAUUGAAAAUGAGAAUCUUGAGAGAAAGCUCGAGCCACUUGGAUUGAUGAUAAACGAAAUAAAACCAGACGGACACUGCCUCUACCGAGCUGUAGAAAACCAGCUGAGCUUGAAUUCUUCUUCUGCUUGCACAUUCCAAGAACUUAGAGAAAUGGUGGCUGCUUAUAUGAGGAACCACGCUUCUGAAUUCCUCCCGUUUUUUUCCUCUGAGAAUAUGAAUUGCGAUGAUUCUGAUAGCGAGAGAUUUGAGAAGUACUGUAAGGAAAUCGAGUCGACAGCAGCGUGGGGAGGACAAUUGGAGCUGGAGGCUUUGACCCAUUGCUUGAAGAAACAUAUCAUUGUAUAUUCAGGCUCUUUGCCAGAUGUGGAGAUGGGAAAGGAGUAUAACUAUAGUGAUGGUAUGACCGUCGCCAAUAUUGGAUCUGAUUCGAGUAUAAAGUUGUCAUUCCAUAGGCACGCCUUUGGACUGGGCGAGCACUAUAAUUCUGUCGUCCCGAUCUUAACAUAAUAAUAAUAAUGGAUCCAAAACCGAGUUUAUGCUGUAGUUUGUACUCUCAUAUUUAUGAUAAAUGCUUCUAAUAUCAGUUUUU
Molecule: messenger RNA, 1723 nt
Organism: Impatiens glandulifera
Lineage: Eukaryota; Viridiplantae; Streptophyta; Magnoliopsida; Ericales; Balsaminaceae
Product: OVARIAN TUMOR DOMAIN-containing deubiquitinating enzyme 5-like
Exons: 2
Coding region: 610-1641 (343 amino acids)
Biological process (GO): protein deubiquitination
Molecular function (GO): cysteine-type deubiquitinase activity
Source: RefSeq, a predicted model, not a curated record